ACACGAGAGAGCAGGGCGCGAGGAAGUGCAGGAGGAGCGGUCGGAAGAAUGCGUGGAAAGAUUUAAGUCUAAUCGUUUUAAAAUAAUGGCACGCGCUCCAUAACUGCGCAGAUUUUUAUCACACAGCACGAUUGCGCAGUUGAUUGUGGAGUUUUGAGGCAAACCCAAAGGCGAAAACAUGGCAAACGACGAGACGCUUCGCUCGUUGAUGUUUACGCUCAGUUACGUGCUGAUGAAGAGGCGACGGGACGUCACGAGCGCGGACGCUCAGCGGCGACGCGAGGUGCAGCGGCGCGUCACACACAGACAGUAUUUCCAUCAGAAACAAAAGAGGAUGCUCAUGAUGAUGAUCGCUCAAACGUCUCGUCCAGUCAGUGACAUACCAACACGUCCUACACGUGUGUGGAGCAACAUAGAGAGCACCGAUUGGUGGGAGCGGGUGGUCAUGAGGGAGUUCCAGCCCUCCGAUUGGCUUGAGAAGUUCCGCAUGACUAAAGAGACGUUCUUUCUUCUAUGCGGUAAACUGAAGCCUCGUCUGAAUCGUCAAGACACUAGACUCCGCCCUGCGCUGCCUCUUGAGAAGCGGGUCGCCGUGGCGUUGUGGCGCCUCGCCUCGAAUGUGGAGUACCGUACCAUUAGCACCCUGUUUGGCGUGGGACGAUCCACCGUCUGUAAGUGCGUGCGGGAUGUGUGCCACGCCAUCGUGUUGCUCCUGCGCCCACUUUACCUUCGCACACCCAGCGAGCAGGAGUUGGAGGAUGCGGCCCGACUGUUCGCCACCCGCUGGGGAUUCCCACACUGCGUCGGUGCGGUGGGCAGCCUCCACGUACCCAUCAUCGCGCCGUCCAGCAACGCCGACAACUACUGGAACAGCCGCGGUUGGCUGUCUGUGGUCACGCAGGGCGCCGUCAACGGUCUGGGCCAGUUUUGGGACGUGUGCGCCGGGUUCCCGGGCAGCACUGAGCACUCCGCCAUCUUGCAGAACUCCACCUUGUGGGGGCGCGCUUGCGACGGUGGCUUUUUGCUGCAUGACCCACCCUUGAACUUUAUGGGCCGCCCGCUGGGGUACCUGAUGCUUGGGGAUGCUGGAUACGCUCUGAAGAGCUGGUUAAUAAAGAGCUACCCAGAGUCCGGAGAGCUCACGGCAGGCCAGAGGGCCUUUAAUCGCAAACUGGAGCGGGCGCGGAGCGUUGUUGACGACGCCUUUUUGCGGCUGCGGGCGCGCUGGCAGUGCUUGUUGAAGCGUAACGAUUGCCGCAUGGACGUGGUUCCAACCAUGAUACUGGCGUGCUGCGUCCUCCACAACGUGUGCGAGGUGCACGGGGACGAGUUUGACGAGAGGUGGGAGGAGGCGGUGCGACACGAGGAGAGCCCGCAGCCUGCUGACGAGGUGUCGCCAUCCGCCGAUGACCCGGACGCAGAGGAAGUCCGAGCACUGUUCUGUGACUACUUUUUGCAGCAGGAGAACCAACAAAGAACGUUGGCUUGCUAAAUACUGGAGAAGCUGUUUAGAUGUAUUUUUAUAGUGUGUCGUGUUGUAAGAAUAUUGUUGGGUGUUUGAGAAAGAUACAUAACUGUUAUAAAUGUGAUCAGACUUUCAAUUUGUUUUUGGGAACGGCAGCGUAUGCACACAGCAGCGUCCGGGAAUGUUCAAGGAAAUUUUGGGCAAAAAUGAAAAUCUGAUCAUCGUUCACUCAAGUAAGCUCAAGAAUAUCUGUGUGCCGGUACUUUUUGGAAAAUCUUCACAUGGCUCAUGCAUACAUUUUGUGCACAGUGAAUUCAUAUGAACCACAUACGCAUCUUAUUUAUAACAUCAUGAACAUGAUAGUUUUGUCAUGUGAUCAUUUUAAGCAUCCUGACUGCGUUCAUAUCAGAUGUGAAUGAAGUGAAAAAAAUUACGUUUACAUUUUUUCAAAUUACAUUUGAGCAUUAACUCGCUUUGUUCAGACAUGCAUACCCUCAAUUUGCCGACUUUAGCUAGUUUGUAGUCUCAGUGUGUAUCUGAAAUUAAGUACAGAGCGUUUUUUACAACUUACCAGAUUGUUCAAACUCCUCACUCACUUUCUUUCAAGCUAGAUCCUUUUUAUUCCCGUUUCUAUAAAAGUAGGAAGAUGUGUCGUCCUCCAUUGUUGUUUCAUAUUUCUGCUUCCAUUUGUUACGUCAUAAUCACGUCACUACUAGAGCAUUAGCUCUUGAUUGGUUAAAGUUCAGAUUUUUCGCCUGUUUAAUUCGAAUCACGUGUUACACGCAUCAAACGCCCGAAUCGCAUCGCAGGAUGUUUAUUGCUUCUUUGCAUGUUAUGCUGCAUACACACCAAACGCGAACCAUCAUGUUUCUUGCUUUAGAUUUUAUUGCUGUAUUUAACUUUGUGUUUUUAGCUUGAGUUGAAUAUUUUCAACUUGCGCGUAGAUGCGUUUGAGGUGAAUAGCGUGUGUUUUUGCAGCAAUCGCGCCACCCAGUUAGUGUCACUUGCAUCACUUUGCAUUUAUUUGCGUCUUUGCACUGACUUUGUAUGUAAUCUACUCGCACAAAUCAAUGAUUUUGCGUUUGGUGUGUACGCUCCAUGAGGUUCUGCAUGAGUCCUUUAUGAUUUAAUUUCCUGUUUUUCUUAUUUUACAUGAGUGGCGUCCUGACUGUGCAUUGUUACACGAUGGCAUGUUUUGAUACAUGUUAUAAAACAAAACUGCCUAUUUCUAAGGGGUUUGACGGCUUAAUGUAGUAUUUUAAACUUUUUAUUUUUCUUUAUUACAACUUCCAUCACCAUCUAGACAAGUUGGGCUUUGACUUGAAAUCAAAAUCAUGUUCAUUAUGUCAUAGUUGCAUUCAUGUCAUUCAACGUAUAAAGUAAUUUUUUUGUGUGUAUAUUUAAUUAAAUCCCAAAUAAAUCCAUGUUUGACCCAAACAUUUAGACUUUAUGCUGACUUUUAUAAACUCUAUGAGGCGGUUUCCUGGACAGGUCUUAUCCUACUCCCAGACUAAAAUCCAUUUGAGCUGCCUUUAUGUAAAAACACCUGUACUGACAUAUCUUAAAGGAGACAUUUCAUGAAAAUCUGACUUUUUCCAUGUUUAAGUGCUAUAAUUGAGUCACCAGUGCUUCUAUCAACCUAAAAAAAUUGAAAAAGAUCAACCCAGUAACUUAGUUUUGGUAAACCAUUCUUUGCAAGCAUGUGAGAAAAAAGGCUAUUGAAAUUUGACUCCCCUUGUGAUGUCAGAAGGGGAUCUUAUUAUAAUAAUACCAUCCCUUAAUCUGCAUUAUCCAACCACGGCACUGCAAUUUAGUGCAGAGUCAGAGACUUAAAUUGACGGCACAAUUCAGUUUCAAUUUCAACAAACCACCAUUAUGGUGAUCAGUGUUUGCAUUUUCAUCAGCUCAUUUUCAUUUUAAUGGACACACACAAAAUUUUAACAUGUUAUAAUAAAUUAUCUGUGGGGUAUUUAGAGCUAAAACUUCACAUAUGCACUCUGGGGACAGCAAAUAUUUAUUUUACAUUUUAUUACAAGGUAUUGUGAAAUAUCCCCUUUAACAUACACGAGUGCCAUUGUUUUGUCUCAAGAUGCACACACAAGUAUUGUUGUUUUUUGUGAGGAUUGCUCGUAAAAACGACUUAAAUGUCCUAGUCCUGGAUUAAUCUAUAAGACCCUGUCUGGGAAACGCCCCUAUUUGUUUAUGUUUAUUCUGUAUGAUCAAUAUUUACUGCAGUUGUUGCAUGUUUUAUUGGACUAACAGCACGUGCCAUCUGUCGGUUAGGAACAGAAAUGAAGGCACAAGAUUAUGGUGUGGAUUAAAUCUGUUGAUUUGUUAAAAUGAAAGACGAGGGUCAUAAUAAGGUCAAGGGGCAUUAAACAUGAUGUAAUCUAUAGACGGGAGAAUAAUACAGUGAUGAGUAUAUAUGCAGUUGUACUAAUCUGUAUGUAACCUGAGGCAAACAUGUUUGUUGUAACUCUCUUAUGAAAGUGAAAUCUGGCGGAUUAUCUGUCUGGAGAAAGAGAUAGAAGCGCUUUUAGGCGCAUGCGCACACGCUGUCACCGCUCUUCAUAUGUAGCGAUAAUAUGAAUGCAGCAGAAGUUACCUGGAACCACACGCGCAGCAGGAGGUCAUCAUGAUACAUCCCAUCAUGAUCAGCAUCAUCGUGGUCAACACAUCCAUGACCGUCUUCUUCUGGGCCUUCAUGCUAUCAGAGGUCUUCUUCAAAGAGGCUGAAGUCGACGAACCCAAAGCCACAGCUGCGAUCAAACCAGUGUAACGUCUGUCAAACAUGUAGAGAUGACACGAGGCUUCGUAGAGCUGCAUCUUUAUUAAGUUUACUUUUAGUUUUUGGACUUUUUCUCUGUUGUUGUUUGUAAUAAAAAGCGAAAUUUUGGAAUAUUGUGCUGGAUACUUUGCUCCAGAUUUAGAGUCAUUGGGAAGAAAAGCUACAGAUUACAGCGUUAACUUUAAUGAUUGGAUGUCGGGUUGUGGAUGUGAUGCUGGAUGACGAAGAAAGGUCAAAUCUGACCAAAGUUCUUCCAGGAUUCAUGUCCUCCAAACAUCAAUCAAACAUCAUGAUGGCUUAACAUUUCCUUACAAUCACACAUCUCCAACAUCAUUAUAUCACACACUAUACUGUAAAAAGUGAAAGUUGGAUCUGCUUAAAUAAUAUUUAAAUUGGUAACACCUUAAAAUGUAACUUUUUAACUUAAAAUUUUCACUUAAACUGAGAAAAUUUCAGUUGAAAAAAAAAUUUUUUCUCUAGGUGUUACCAAUUGAAGUGUGUUUUUUUUUUUUAAGUUAAUCCAACCUUUUCACUUUUUACAGUGUAUAGCAUAUGUGUUGCAAAAUAUUUACUGUUUCUAUUUCAGUGCUAAAUGUUAUUAGGCCAGACUCAUGCUUUAAUGCUGCUAUAGAUAAGAAACUUGAAUCGUGUUUGUGAAAAAAUCAGGUUAUUGUGAUGAACCGUUAUGAUGCACUGUAAAAAAAAAAAAUUUUAAUUGCAAAAAAUAAAAAAAAUCCUACAGUAAAAACCUGUUAAUUGGCUAUCUCUAAUUUAUGGUGAAAACAGUAAAAGGAGUUCUAACAAUUCCCAGCGUUUAAUGGUAUUUCAUUUAAAUGAUUAUGUUUCCUCUUAUAUUUUUUUACCAGUUUCAUACAUUAGUUUUUGUUACACUUGGUGUUGUGUAAUUAAUGUUUAUAGCAUUAUUUUCAUGUCACAUGUGUUACCAUCAUGGAGUUUUCUGUUCACGAUCUCUACAUGUGGCUGUCCACUUUACCAUCUGUUUACCACCUGUAUGCCACUGUAUAGUUUUUAACUGAAAAGUGUUGACAUGUUUCCUGUACGUUUUUACGGUGGUUUUCUGGCAACCACAGCUGCCAGUUUUUUACCGUAAAAAUGACAGAUUUAAUUUUUUUUACAGUGUGUCAACAAUGUGAGUAAUAUGAUCUGUGACAUUAAAAUCUUGACAUCACUCUGUGUAAGACAAACUACACAAAUGUACUGUAGGAUUAUGUAUAUAAAAGGGUGACGGUGAAGAUUUUCCUUAUUAAAUGAACAAACAGC
Paramisgurnus dabryanus is the source of this 5534-nucleotide messenger RNA. RefSeq lists its product as uncharacterized. The record is from RefSeq and is a predicted model, not a curated record. Lineage: Eukaryota; Metazoa; Chordata; Actinopteri; Cypriniformes; Cobitidae.